Cucumis melo (muskmelon) is the source of this 1191-nucleotide messenger RNA. RefSeq lists its product as uncharacterized. The coding region runs from base 1 to 1191 and encodes 396 amino acids. The record is from RefSeq and is a predicted model, not a curated record. NCBI's taxonomy places the organism in Eukaryota, Viridiplantae, Streptophyta, Magnoliopsida, Cucurbitales, Cucurbitaceae. The transcript has a single exon.
AUGGACAAAUCAUGGAUGAUGGAAAAUAGGAUGUCUAGAGAAUAUGACGUAGGAGUUGAAAGUUUUAUUCAUUUUGGUUUGUCUCAUGCCAAAGGUUCUAAUUCGAUAAGACGUCCAUGUUUGAAAUGCGGGAAUCGUUUACUUAAGGAUGUCUCAAUAGUUCGGUAUCAUUUGUAUGCCAAUGGAAUUGAUAAAAGUUACAAGAUAUGGUUAUGGCAUGGUGAAGAUUUGAACUCAAAGACCGUUAGCAAUAAAAUGGAAAAUACAGUCGAUGAAAAAUAUGAACACGACAAUUUAUUUAAUACAGUAAACAUGUUUCAAUCCGCUCAUGACGAAUCUUGUAAUACAUCCAAUACUUUUGAUACUAUGUUUGAUGAUGCAAAGAAAUCCUUAUAUCCAGAAUGUAAGAAAUUCACGAAGUUGUCAGCCCUCAUGAGAUUCUACAACUUAAAGGUUAGAUAUGGUUGGAGUAACACUAGCUUCUCAGAAUUGUUGUUCAUAAUAAGUGAUCUCCUAUCUAACAACAACGAAAUACCAACUUCUUUAUACGAAGCGAAGAAAACACUAGGUGCCUUAGAACUGAGUUACCAAAAAAUUAAUGCAUGUCCUAAUGAUUAUUGUUUGUAUAGAAAAGAGUAUGCGAACUCUACAAAGUGUCCUAAGUGUGGUUUGUCAAGGUGGAAGAUCAAUAAAAACUCAACAAAGGAAAACAGUGAAGUGGCUGCCGAGCAGAUGUGGUAUUUUCCAAUAGUUCCAAGAUUUAUAAGAAUGUUUAAGAACUUAGAGAAUGCUAAGAACUUGCGUUGGCAUGCGAUGGAUAGAAAAGUUAAUGGUAUUAUGAGACAUUCGGCUGACACUCCAUCAUGGAGGUUGAUAAAUCACAUGUGGCCAACAUUUGGGUCAGAACCAAGAAAUGCUCGUUUAGGUUUGUCCACUGGUGGAAUUAACCCAUUUGGAGAUUUAUCGUCGAAUUAUAGUUGUUGGCCAAUUAUUACUACAAUAUACAAUCUUCCACCAUGGUUGUGUAUGAGAAGGAAACAUUUGAUGUUGACAAUGUUAAUAUCAGGUCUGAAGCAAUCGGGAUAUGAUAUCAACACCUAUUUAGCACCCUUAAUUGAGGAUUUCAAAAUUUUAUGGGAAGAAGGGGUUCAGUGUUUUGAUGCGUAUAAAGAAGAAUAUUUCACUUUGUGA